AUGACAGCACUGAUUUUUGGUCGUGUGAUAGGUGGAGUUGGUGGCACUGAAAUGUGUCUUGGAGCUCUCACGUUGAUAUCGGUGAUCACCAGUCCUAAGGAAACAACAGAAUACAUGGGAUAUCUUUCUGCAACUUGGAGAUGGGCAGGUUUCGGAUUCUAUAUCAACGCACCCGUGAUUUGCAUUUUUAUUCCGGUGCAAAUCUUCAUAAUACCAUCGUACACUCCUCGUCCAACAGAAUCCUUUCUUCCCAAGAUUCAAACCAUAGAUUGGGUAGGCAGCCUAUUUAGCUGCAGUGCUUUCGUUCUUGGUAUCAUAGCUAUCAAUUUUGGAGGCACACUAUAUCCUUGGCACAGCUGGCAAACCAUUGUUUUGUUUGUAGUUUCCGGUGUAUUAUUCGUCGCCCUCUUCCUCCAGCAAUACUUCAACUUCUUGACUACUCAGGCGCUUUGUGUGCUACCGAUACAUCUUUUCAAGACAAAGGACAUGAUCAUAUGCUUCGUGUGCCAAGGUAAGCAAAAUUUAGAUAUACUCUGGACAAUCACUUACACCUCGUAG
Messenger RNA from Botrytis fragariae, 558 nucleotides. RefSeq names its product putative mfs multidrug transporter protein. Gene Ontology annotation, biological process: transmembrane transport. Lineage: Eukaryota; Fungi; Ascomycota; Leotiomycetes; Helotiales; Sclerotiniaceae. Gene Ontology annotation, molecular function: transmembrane transporter activity. Bases 1 to 558 code for a protein of 185 amino acids. The record is from RefSeq and is a predicted model, not a curated record. The transcript is spliced from 4 exons.